Phytophthora sojae is the source of this 300-nucleotide messenger RNA. RefSeq lists its product as hypothetical. The record is from RefSeq and is a predicted model, not a curated record. The annotation marks the transcript as partial. Lineage: Eukaryota; Oomycota; Peronosporomycetes; Peronosporales; Peronosporaceae. The transcript is spliced from 2 exons.
CUGAUGCCCUUCUUCACCUCCUCGCCCGUACCACUGGCAGUGUUACUGAAGGCUCCGUUCUCGAUACCUGACUCCUUCUUCAAUUCGGGGGACAAGGUCACGACGUCGGGCGACGCCGUCGCGUCCGUGGCCUUGCCGGCCACCACCGAGUCGCCGAGCGUUCCAUCGCGCUGCUCCGACGUGUCGCCGCCCUUGUUGACGUAUUUGAAGUCACCCGCCGACGUUUUCGAGACGCCGACCUUGCCGCCCGCCGACGCCGUCGAGAUCAGCAGCGCCACGCACGCCACCAAGGGAGCGAGA